Messenger RNA from Culex quinquefasciatus (southern house mosquito), 3701 nucleotides. Its product is annotated as cryptochrome-1. Gene Ontology annotation, cellular component: cytoplasm; nucleus. Gene Ontology annotation, biological process: entrainment of circadian clock by photoperiod; negative regulation of DNA-templated transcription; circadian regulation of gene expression. Gene Ontology annotation, molecular function: DNA binding; FAD binding. Lineage: Eukaryota; Metazoa; Arthropoda; Insecta; Diptera; Culicidae. The record is from RefSeq and is a predicted model, not a curated record. The coding region runs from base 1014 to 3572 and encodes 852 amino acids. The transcript has 7 exons.
ACCGGAACGGACGUGGAAAUCGGAAACACAAAAUUAUUUUCUCUAAAUUGUGGUGGAAAUUCAAGAGGAAAAUUGUGUGGCAUUCAGCCUUGGAUUAAGUGGAGUGUCAGAGUUUGAUAAAAAUAAAAAUAAAAUAAAUGUAUGUAUUCAGUGUAAUAAUUGAGUGUUAGUUGUAAUAAAUUUAUGAAAACCAAGUUAAUGAGAGAUGAAAUUUUAUCAAUGAAUCGGUUAGCCAAUCAGUGAUAUUGAAUUUGUUGCUGCUAAGAAUCAUCUUGAGAACAAUUGGUUUCAUUAGGAUGUGCCAAACACUGAGUCAACAGUGAUAAAGAAACACGUUCAGCAAAAGUGCAUUCAACGGCGCGGAAUUAGUUGCAGUUCUAUAGAUUAGUGCACUAUAGUGGUGCAUGUGUUCCGUUUGCUGUAAUACCCUGUAAAUUGCGCGCCCUUGGUGGUAUUAACGUGUGUAGUGGAACUAUUUGAGCAAAUAUUCCAGCUGUAUUGUUGUGCACACUAGCGCGGAGACGACGACUACGUCGACCACCACGUACUAAGAGGUGUACUAAGUGCAGUGAAAAAAAUAAUACAAAAAACCAACAAACGGUACGUCGUUAAUUUGCAAACCAAAGUGCAUUUGCUGACUGUUUUGUUGGUACUCGUUUGAUGGGCCGUUAUUGUGUAUGAGUUGCACGACGUAGCACGCAGUGAAUAUGACGGCGAUGAUCUGGUGAUGAUGCAAUCUUCUCAGUAGUGCCAACAACUGAUACAAGCUGUACUUACUUGUGGCAUGAGUGUGGAUUAGUGAGUCGACCAUUUUGGGACAAAUGUGGAAAAAUCAAAACGUAAAGUGUCAAUCAAAUGAAGGAAAUUUACAAAAAUGAGUAAACUUUGCUGUUUGAAGAACUUAAAUAAUAAGUGGAUGAACAAUAACAGUGUUAAAUAAGUAGUGAAAUACGUAGUGAAAGUUACAGUUCCUCACUGGAUUACAAAUAAAGCGAAAAGCUGCAAAAAGCACAAUGGGAAUGACCAAACAGCAGCAACAGCUCCAGCACAGUCUGUCCCAUCGACAGUCACAAAAGUCUCACAACAGUGGCAACGGAGGUGGUGGCGGUGGCGGCGGCAGUGGCAACAACAACUCUUCGUCCCAACAGCACCUGCCCAAAAAACACACCGUCCACUGGUUCCGGAAGGGGCUCCGGCUGCACGACAAUCCCGCCCUACGGGAAGGCCUCAAAGAUGCUGCUUCAUUAAGGUGUGUGUUCGUAAUUGAUCCCUGGUUUGCCGGAAGCUCCAAUGUUGGCAUCAACAAGUGGAGAUUCCUGCUGCAGUGCCUCGAAGAUCUGGACCGGAAUCUGCGCCAACUAAACUCGCGCCUCUUUGUGAUCCGGGGCCAGCCGGCCGAUGCUCUGCCCAAGCUGUUCAAGGAGUGGGGCACGACAUGUCUGACCUUCGAGGAGGACCCGGAACCGUUCGGGAAGGUGCGUGACCACAACAUCUCCGAGAUGUGCAAGGAGCUGAACAUCGACGUCAUUUCGGCCGUCUCGCACACCCUGUACAAGCUGGAGAGAAUCAUCGAAAAGAACAACGGCCGGGCCCCGUUGACCUACAACCAGUUCCAAGCGAUCAUCGCCUCGAUGGACGCUCCGCCGCAGCCCGAGCCGGCGAUCACGUUGGCCGCCAUUGGACGCGCCGUUACACCCCAGUGUGAUGACCACGACGACAAGUACGGCGUGCCAACGCUGGAGGAGUUGGGCUUCGAAACCGAAGGUCUCAAACCGCCCAUUUGGGUGGGCGGUGAAACGGAAGCGCUGGCCCGACUCGAGCGGCAUCUGGAACGUAAGGCGUGGGUAGCGUCCUUUGGACGGCCCAAAAUGACCCCACAAUCGCUGCUGGCCAGUCAGACCGGGCUGUCCCCGUACCUCCGGUUCGGAUGUCUCAGCACUCGCCUGUUCUACUACCAACUGACUGAUCUGUACAAGAAAAUCAAAAAGGCGUAUCCGCCACUCUCGCUGCACGGGCAACUCUUCUGGCGGGAGUUCUUCUACUGUGCGGCCACCAAGAAUCCAAACUUUGACAAGAUGGCCGGCAAUCCGAUCUGCGUGCAAAUUCCGUGGGAUCGGAACGCGGAAGCACUGGCCAAGUGGGCCAGCGGCCAGACCGGAUUUCCCUGGAUCGACGCCAUUAUGACGCAACUGCGCGAGGAAGGUUGGAUUCAUCACCUGGCCCGGCAUGCUGUGGCCUGUUUCCUCACCCGGGGUGACCUCUGGAUCUCGUGGGAGGAGGGUAUGAAGGUAUUUGAGGAGCUGCUGCUGGACGCGGAUUGGUCGGUGAAUGCUGGCAUGUGGAUGUGGCUGUCGUGUUCGUCCUUUUUUCAGCAGUUCUUCCACUGCUACUGUCCGGUCAAGUUUGGACGGAAGGCGGAUCCGAAUGGGGAUUAUAUCCGGCGGUAUUUGCCGGUGUUGAAGAACUUCCCAACCCGUUACAUCCACGAGCCCUGGAACGCCCCGGAAAGUGUCCAACGGGCAGCCCGUUGCAUCAUCGGCAAGAACUACCCCCUCCCGAUGGUGAACCACGCGAUCGCCAGCCGGGCCAACAUGGAGCGCAUCAAACAGGUGUACCAACAGCUGGCCAAAUAUCGCAGCCCAUCCCACAACAGCAGCUCCCUACCAGCUUCCGCAGAGUGUGGCACGGAGAAGGGUGGAUCUGCCAUUGCCGGCGUAAUGACCGCGGCCAAAGUGCAGCACAUGAACGCGAGCAGUUUGAACGAUAGUCCGAGUCCGACCACGAUCAUGACCAGUGUCAACAGUUCGGGAAACUACAUGUGCCGGAGCAAUCCAUCCGCACAAAGCGAGUACCAGCAUCAAGAUCAGCAACGUCACCACCACCACCUCCACCAACAACAACAGCAACAGCAACAACAGUCGCAGCAGCGUAGGUCACCGGGUCGUCAACACUCGGGCGAUCAUCAGUAUAACAAUCUGCUAUCACACCAGCAACAGCACCAGCAGCAGCAGCAGCAACUGGCCAGUUCCGCAUACAUCAAACCGGAAAAUCCGAGCAUGGCGGUCAACCACAACAGCACCGGCAACUCGACCAACACCAACACCACCAACGACGACCUAAUGAAUGCACACUUCAAUACGCUGCAAGAUCAACUCAACAACAGCAUGUCCACGCUGGGCGGCUCGUCCGAGUACGAACGAAACCAGGAAAAUCUGUACAACAGUCAGUUCAAAGUGGAGUACUCGGACAACUUCAACUCCGGCUAUGGCAUGAGGAACACCGAGUUCUACGGCUGCCGGCGGGACGAUGACCCGGUGCUGCACUUUCACCAGGAGAAACAGCAGCAUCACCAGCAACAGCAAAACCAGAACCAGAACCUCGACGAAGGAAGUUAUAAGCAACCUCUGAAGCCGUUAUCCCCGGACGGGCAACAGCAGAACGCGAUCGCCGAAUGCCACCGGAGACAGCAGCAGUUGAACGCUGCUGACCUGCAGCAACAGCAAAAUCAGCAGCAGCAGCAGCCGAUGCAGCAAUCGCCCUGUGGCGAGGACAAACUGUCCACGGUCGACUAGGUUUCGAGUUGCGUUGUGUUGCUAUAGUUGUAGGCUUCUAGAAUUAUUCAAGCUGAUAUACUUGUCGUGAUGCUGUUACGGGAGUUUCCGGUUUGAACUAAUAAAUUACUGUUUUUCGCGAGUGAUGAA